CUGACUGUCAAUGCUUUGCAUGUGUCACUUAAAUUUUUGCUAUGAUUAUGAAUUUAAUCAUCACGCAAAAAAUGUAAAUAAUUAGGGUCCAAACACAUAUAAAAAUUAACAAUCAUUGUUCUGUAGUUAUUUUUUGUAAAAGCAUUACAAAUGCAGCUUUCACAUGCUGCUAAAAUGCAGAAGAGGGAAGGACGAGAUCCCGCCCGUGACAAGGAAUCUCAGGAACAGGUUAAGAGGGCUUCUAAAACUAGUGCAGCCGGUAGAUCGGGAAUGCAUUCCAGCCGUCAUAGUGUGACAAGUUCUACUGGAGUUCUGAUGGUUGGCCCUAAUUUCAGAGUUGGAAAGAAGAUAGGAUGUGGAAAUUUCGGGGAACUGAGAUUAGGGAAAAAUCUAUAUACCAACGAGCAUGUAGCCAUUAAGAUGGAACCAAUGAAGUCGAAGGCUCCACAACUACAUUUAGAAUAUAGAUUUUAUAAGCUCCUGGGGAAUCACGAAGGAAUCCCGGAGGUCUACUAUUUUGGACCAUGCGGGAAGUACAACGCCCUGGUCAUGGAGCUCCUCGGCCCUUCCCUGGAGGAUCUGUUCGAUGUCUGCGGCAGGAGGUUCACUCUCAAGACUGUUUUAAUGAUCGCAACUCAACUUUUACAUAGGAUAGAAUAUGUUCAUGGUCGUCAUCUCAUUUAUCGAGAUGUGAAGCCAGAAAAUUUCCUUAUUGGUAGGGCUAGUACUAAAAAAGAUAAAAUUAUACAUAUUAUAGAUUUCGGUUUAGCAAAAGAAUAUAUAGAUUUAGAUACGAACAAGCAUAUACCUUACCGGGAACAUAAAAGUUUAACGGGGACGGCUAGGUAUAUGAGUAUUAACACGCAUUUAGGUAAAGAGCAGAGUCGGCGAGAUGACUUGGAAGCCUUGGGACAUAUGUUUAUGUAUUUCUUACGCGGUUCCUUGCCUUGGCAAGGGCUUAAAGCUGAUACCCUUAAAGAACGCUACCAGAAAAUAGGUGAUACGAAAAGAGCUACUCCUAUAGAAGUUCUGUGUGAAGGACAUCCUGAAGAAAUGGCUACAUACUUAAGGUAUGUCAGGAGGUUGGACUUUUUUGAAACGCCUGAUUAUGAAUAUCUACGGAAACUUUUCCAGGAUUUGUUUGAAAAGAGAGGUUAUAUCGAUGAUGCAGACUUCGACUGGUCAGACAAAACGAUGUCGACUCCAGUGGGUUCAUUGCCAACAGGUCAUGAAAUCGUAACAUCGCCUAACCGUCACAUUCCUGGAAACAAGGGUGGUGUCAAAGGAGUCCCAGCUUGGCCAGACGUCUCAAAACAGCCAAGUCACACCCUAGGAAAUCUUACACCUGCCGAUAGGCACGGCUCUGUUCAGGUUGUCAGUUCAACUAAUGGAGAAUUGGCAAACGAUGAUCCGACUGCUGGCCAUUCAAAUACGCCUAUUACUGCUCAAGCAGAAGUUGAAAUUGUGGAUGAAACAAAACCUUCCCUGUCUUUAUUCAGGUGCUGCUGCUUUUUCAAGCGGAAGAAGAAGAAAGGUGGGCGCGGGAAGUGACUAGGGGUGGUUGAAUGCAGCCCAGAAAGAGAGGCAGUGACUUUGCUCCAGGCGACAUCGCAGUCGAAUUCACGGGAUUCUGUCCUCAACCCUCCACCUCCGCCCAUCACCUCAGGCGCCUCAUAAUCUUCAAUCUUGAUCAGUUAUUGGUUUACUCCUUGUAGGAUUUUUUCCCCCAUAUUACAUUUAGAAAAAAAAAAAAACAUAUUUUUUUGUCACUGUCAGAUUUUAUAUAUUUUUUUAUUUUAAUUUUUGUGGAUAUUCCAUUUUUUUUCUUUUUUAAACACUGUUAGCACUUUCACGAUAAUCUUAAAUAUGAAGGAAUAUUGCAUUUUGAGUCAUUUUUUUUUCUAGUAUUAGUUAAUUGUUAAGAUGUUAAGAUAUUUUGUAUCAAUUAAUUUAUUUUAUAUCCAUCGUCAUAGGAUUCAACUGACGUCAGUGAUUAUUUUAGAUGUAUAUUUCUGUAUAUUUUAAUUCUUAUGUGUGUGCGUGUGUGUGUGAAGUUAUUUUCAAACAUUUUCACUGUAUUUAUAAACAGGGUUUAUAUAAUUGUUCCCAUUUUCUCAAGAAUAAAGCAGUUGACUGAGAUUAAAAUAAUGUUAAUGGUAACUCUAGAUUUAAAAUUGAGGAAGGUGUGAUUUUAAAAAGCAAAGACCAAAUGAAAGAAUUGUUAUUUAUUGAUAAUAAUCUUCGUAAUGGAGGUGCCCGAUUUCCCAGUUCCUAAGUGAGUCCAAGUGGGAACGGACAAAGGUGAAAAUACAAUUACUCUGUGUCUAAUGUGAAUUGUAGAUAUUAUUAUGAUGAGACAGAUUAUUGUUUUGUAUAAAGUUGUUAAAACGUGUAAAAAAAAGUAAAAAUAAAAACAAAAAAAAAUGAAAUUGUGAGGAAUUGUAACUCACAUAAAAGCGGUUUGCAAAUUUACAAUAAAGAUAAGUGGCCUAGUUUUAGUAUACCAAUGUAAAGGCCAAUUCUGUUACUUAAAACCUCAUGUAAUUUAAAUAAAUUAAGAUUCUGAGAAAUGUUGCCCUUGAUUUGUUAUACUUCCAAUUAUAUUUUGAUAAAUAUAUAUAUUCAUACUACUUAUUUUAACUAUAUGUCGAAAUGAGACUCACAAAAGUACACUUGAGUAUGCCUUACAUUAGUAGUGUAUACACAGUAAACUUUUUUGAACACGAAAUUUGUUAACGUGAUUAUGUUAUUUAAAGUGGUGCGCUAAUACAUACCUGUCUUGUUGGAGAGGCCUAGGUGCGAGUCGAACACUAAUGUUGUAAAUUAGUCAGUGGGACAUAUCAGGUCCAUUUAUUGCUAAUAUUUCUUAUAAGUAUCCGCCUUUACUAGCAUAUGAAGUUAAGAAUUCAAAUUAACAUUUAGGCUCAUAAGUGAACACUGGCACGAGUGGGCUAAGUUCAAUUUAGUACAACUUUUAAAAAUGUUAUUCAUUGAAUAUCUUGGGCUAAGACUUUUUUUUUUAUAUACAUUAUAUUAAGCUUUCAAGCCAAUAAAAUAUAAAUUUUGUGAUCAAAGUUAAAUUAGGAUUAUUACUUGGAUAAGUUAAUGUGUAUUCAUAAUACCACAAAUUGUUAAAAUGUGCUUUAUUUUCAACUUAAGAAAUAAAGUGAUGUAUUUAUUGCAAAUUAAAAGAAAUCUUGUUUAAAGUUACAUGUUAUAAAGUAUAAUAGCUAAUACAUCUUGAAAAAGGAUGUACGAAAUUGUAAAUUAUUGUACAUCUCAGUUAAUAUUUAAUAUUUAUAUACUGAUGAUUGUAAAGGACAAACCGUUCUUCAUUGUUCGUUUUACUUUAUUUUAAACUCGGGAGGAAAUUCUUCCUCUUUCAUAGCUUGAACCGAAAUUACUUUAAAAUUUUUUGAUUACUUGAAAUUUGCUUGUUUUGUUACUUAAUAAAGGACACACAAGAUCAAGAGAAGAUAUUGUUACUUCUAAAGUGUCUGUAUUUUUUCUAAAUAAAAAUAUAUACUAAUUAUAUUUUAUUGAUUGAACUAAUUAGAUUAUUAUGAUACUUUAAUAGUUUUAAUUUUUUGUUAUGAACUUAGCAAGUGAUGUAAAUAAUCUGUUGUAAUGGCUGCCUCUUCAUCAAUUUCCAGGAUUAUUUUUCUAUAAUAGAACAAUUAUAAUCAUAUCAAAAUAUUUUAACUCAUGAUUUGAUAUUUCAAUAUUGAUUUAGAAUUGUACAGUUCAGGGACCGAAACACAAUUAACUAUUGACCUAAAAAUAAAGAAAUUAAUUUUGGUGAAAUAUAAGUUCCAAUACAACACUUAUUUUCAAAACACAUGCAACUAUAUUUCAAUAGAAAAUUAUACUUGAAUAUUUAUUUCAAAGAAAAUUAUUGUUAGUGGAUCAUUUUAAUUAUAUAUUAUCUAGUACAAUUCCGUGUAGAUUCAGUUUAACACAACUCAAUUUUUUUUUUAUGCUCAUUAAAAAAUGGGUUGGAAAUUAAAUUAUUUUCAUUCUGAUAACAAAUACAAUUAUUGGAUUACAAUGAGCUUUUGUUGUAGGAAUGUAAUCUUUUCUUUUGGGUCAUCUUGCAUUAACAAUAACACAAAAAAAUAACCGUAGCAAAACAAAUUCUUAUCAAAGUUAUCAUAACUAAUCAUAAAAUUAAAUUUGUUUCUUUAAUAAUUUUUUCGUACAGUGCAUUCCAAUAAAAUAUAUUAAAGUUAAAACUUUGAUAUAUAUAUAUAAAAAAAAAAACAAUAACUAUUUUUCUUUUUCAGAUAUUUUUAAACACUGUUCUGUCUAUGCGAAAUCGAGUAACUGAUGUAUCCCAACUUUUUAGGUGUGUCAAAAAAAAAAAAAACUUUCUUUAUAUUUAAUUUUUUAAAUUUAACAAUUGAUAAAAUAUUGAGUGAAAACGAAUAGUAAUUAUUUUUGUUGAAAAUAAAGUUAUAAAAUGACCUAAAAUUGUUUCAGUUUGACAUGAGUCAGAAAGUUUAUUUUGUGACAUAAUAAAAGUUAUUUCUUGGUCCCUGAUAUAAUUAUUAUGGAUUUUAUUUAUUAUUUAAAAUCUAAUAUUUGUGCAGUAGAAUGAUGUGAUCAUAUUUCUGUAUAAUGAUUAUAUUCAAUAUCCAAGUAAGACUAUUCAUUCAUCUUAGUUAAAAUUUAUGGUAAUGGAAAGUCAGGAGCAGGGAAUGAUUGUUGAAAAUGAGAUAGCUACUCAUAGGAACCUCAAUAUAUUGAACUCGAAGGAAAAAAGGAUCCUUGAUUACAGUUUAAAUUAAAAAAAUUUUCUCUCAAUUGAUUCAAGAAUGGCAGAUUUUCAUUACCGUGCAAAUAAAAAGUAAAUAAAUGAAAUAAAACAGUUUUUUAAUUUUGAAGGAUUUGUCCAGAGUUGGAGAAAAACAUCUAAUGAUACAGAGACAUCCAACUGUAAUUUUACAUAAAAGUUUUUUCAAACUAUGUAUUUAAUUCCAAAUUUCAUGUCUACAAAAUUUAUAUAUACAUUCAAUAAUCAAUGAUAAAGUACUAAUAAUAUUUAUUUAAAUAGUGAUAGUUCUUAUUUUUGUUUGAUAUAAAGAAGUUUAUUUAAUGUUAACAUUUUUUUCUUUUGCAAAUUUAAGGCUCCAGAAAAUAAAGUAUGAAUGUUCAAUAUAUAG
This is a messenger RNA of Nezara viridula (southern green stink bug), 5162 nucleotides long. The record is from the annotation of a GenBank genome assembly. Lineage: Eukaryota; Metazoa; Arthropoda; Insecta; Hemiptera; Pentatomidae.